Molecule: messenger RNA, 1839 nt
Organism: Maudiozyma barnettii
Lineage: Eukaryota; Fungi; Ascomycota; Saccharomycetes; Saccharomycetales; Saccharomycetaceae
Gene: HOP1
Product: Hop1p
Exons: 1
Coding region: 1-1839 (612 amino acids)
Biological process (GO): meiotic recombination checkpoint signaling; synaptonemal complex assembly
Cellular component (GO): nucleus
Source: RefSeq, a predicted model, not a curated record
AUGUCAACUAAUCAAAUGUUAGCUAUUAAACAAGAAACAAAGACAGUCAUUUCAACUGAACAAUCUCAGAAAUUGAUGCAAACAAUGUUAACAAUGUCAUUUGGGUGUUUAGCAUUUCUUAGGGGCUUAUUUCCUGAUGAAAAUUUUGUUGAUCAAAGGUUUGUUCCAGCAAAGAGCGAAAAAGAUUACAAUAAAAAUUUAACUAGUCAUGCAAAUUCUAUUAAGAUUAAAACUUUAGUCCGCGGAAAAUCUAAUGAUGUUAAUAUGUUGUUAGAUUGGUUAGAGAAAGGUGUAUUUCAAUCAAUUAAAUUGGAAUGUUUAAAGACUUUAAGUUUAGGAAUUUAUUUAAAUGAAAAUGAACCAGCAAAUCUUUGUGAAAAUUAUAUUUUUAAUUUUGAAUAUUUUGAAAAUAAUUCAGUUCAGUUAAAAUUAGAUUCAAAUAUUAAAAAUAAUUUAAAUAAUAGUAAUAGUACUAUUUCUUUAUUAGAUUCAAGAAAGAUGGCUCAACAAUUAAUGAGAAGGUUUAUCAUAAUUACACAAUCUUUAGAACCACUACCUCAAAAGAAAUUUUUAUCAAUGAGAUUACUAUUUAAUGAUAAUGCUAAAGAUGAUUUUCAACCUGAAUUUUUUAAAGAUGCAUCAUUUGAUAAAAGGGCAACCUUAAAAGUCCCAAUUGAUACGUCUUUAUCAACUUUUGUAGCUGGAACUUUAAAUACUAAUCAUCAUAAUUUAAAGAUGAACGUUUAUUCAACAGUAAUCAAUGAAAAUAAUAACAGUAAUAAUAAUGAAUUGAAUACUUUAAAGGAAGAAAAUGAUUUUAUGAUAAUCGAUCCCUUUGAAAUUGAAGCAGAAAAUGAUACUGAUACUUUACAACAAAAAGUUAUAGAUAACUCUCAAAGUCGAACUACAAAUAUGUUGGGGAAAUUCUUACAAUCCACUCAACCAAGAAUGGAAGAGACUCAAAUUGUAAUAAAAGAUUACGGUAAUAACUUGGAAGAUAAGAAAUCAAAAACAGUUAAUUGCGAUUGUCAGGUUUCAUGUCACAUAUCAGCUACUUCGAUUAAACAUUGCAAAACAUGUGGUAGAUACGUUCAUGGAAUAUGUUACGGUAAUUAUCAUAGAGAAAAGAUACCAAAAUGUUUUAAUUGUAUUCUAGGUAAAUCCUUCGGUUAUUCUUCAAAUGAGUUUAAAGAUUUAAUGGCAGCCAGAAAAUGUUUUAGAUAUCUAGUUAGACUUCAAAAAAUACCAACUAGCGUAUCCUCUAUUGUUGAAGAUUUGGUUACCGAUGAACCAAUUACUGACGAAAUAAAAGAACGUUUUGCUUUUAUCUUUUCAUUAUUCCUAUAUGAUGAAAUAAUCAUUAUUAACAAUGAACAAGAACAAAAACAUAUUUCAUCUUCCGUAAGAUGUCGAACCGCAACAAUGACAUUUGAUAUUCCCAAUAUUAAAACUCCUUUCUCAACUGCUAUAGAUCCUCAUAAAAAUUAUUCUAUUAAAUUUAUUUGUAACACAGACAGCACACAUGCAUGUUACGGUGAAGUGAUUCCUGAAAGUACCAAACAAGUCAACGAUUGGCUAAGAGAAAUCUCAGAACUUAAAGAUAAAAUAAUUGAUAACUUACCUGAUUCAUGUGAUAUCACUAAAUUGAUUGUUCAAGAUACUGAUACGCAAGACAGGGUUAGUGUAGGAGAACGAAAGAGAAAGAAUUUAGAUUUGGAAGAAUAUUUACAAGAUGAACAAAGUUCAAUCAUUAAAUAUUCAUUACCUCCUCAAGUCCUUCCUCCAAAGAAAGUUCAAAAGAUUAGUAUCUCAAAGAAAUCAUUAAAAAGUGAUUGGUGA